Messenger RNA from Medicago truncatula (barrel medic), 2202 nucleotides. Its product is annotated as rust resistance kinase Lr10. Gene Ontology annotation, molecular function: ATP binding; protein kinase activity; polysaccharide binding. Gene Ontology annotation, biological process: protein phosphorylation. Lineage: Eukaryota; Viridiplantae; Streptophyta; Magnoliopsida; Fabales; Fabaceae. The record is from RefSeq and is a predicted model, not a curated record. The transcript has 3 exons. The coding region runs from base 65 to 2002 and encodes 645 amino acids.
AUGCUUAAUUCGCACGUAUUUAAUGUGCUAGUUUUUUUCACUUGCUAUAAUCGGAAAACCAAAAAUGCCAUCCUUAACCCUUGUUGUGGUGUUACUAAUACUGAUAUUCUCGUACAAUGUAGAUGGUGAUGUUGAACAUCAAGAGUCAUGUUCAAGAAGGUGCGGUGUUCAUAGCAUCAGCCACCCUUUCCGAUUGAAAGACAGUCCUGAAAAGUGUGGUGACAAAAGGUACAUCCUAUCAUGUGAGGACAAUAACCAAUUGAUUUUGUACUAUGAAUUUGAAGAAUACCAUGGAAAAUACUAUGUACAAUCAAUUAAUUACAACAACUUCACCAUACGACUAUUGGAUUUCAAUCUUGCUUCUUCUAAUAAUUCCAUCCCUUCUUAUUAUUCUUUAGGGCUUUAUAAUUUCAGUUCUAAUUUCUUCACCUCACCCUACCUAGCCUAUCAUCGAUACAAAAACUACACUAAUCAUAUGUUGACGAAAUCUAUGUUAUAUGUGAGCUGUCCGAAUCGGAUGGAAUAUUCAUACAUUGGUAAUUGUAUGAAUAGAACUUCAUAUUCACAGGAUGUGAAUUCUUUCUAUGUUGGUGGCUAUGGUAAAUCUCUGUUGGAAUUUGGGUUGGGAGACGGGUGUCAUAUAGAGUUUAUGUAUCUCACUUGGGAUGUUGAAGAUGAUGGCAACAUCAACAACAUUUCUUGUACAGACAUUCGUCGUAGGAUGUAUUAUGGAUUUGAACUUUCUUGGCUCAACAGUCGGUGUAAACAUGGUCGGUAUGCAGUGCUCGAUCAAUAUAACCAGCCUCACUGUAAAUAUGAUUACUGGAAUAACGCGGCUUGGAUAGUUGCACGUUUAUCAUUCGGCUUAGGUGUAUUGGUUGGUUUGCUUAGCGGUGUUAAAUUUGUUCUUGGAUUGCCAUUUAUCAUUGUAUUAUUAAUCAAAAAAUGGCGAAAGAAACAUCAAUCUAUGUAUGAUGGCGUCGAAGAUUUUCUAAGUAGUGAUAAUAGCAUCAUCCCUAUAAGGUACUCUUACAAAGAGAUAAAAAAGAUAACCGGAAAUUUCAUGACAAAACUAGGCAAUGGAGGUUAUGGAUCUGUUUUCAAAGGACAACUUCGAAGUGGUCGUCUUGUAGCAGUCAAAUUAUUGGACAGUGCCAAGUCCAACGAUCGAGAUUUUGUCAAUGAAGUUGCUACCAUUGGUAGGAUUCACCAUGUUAAUGUGGUACAACUCAUUGGUUUCUGUGUGGAAGGUUCAAAACGUGUUCUGAUAUAUGAAUUUAUGCCAAAUGGAUCACUAGAAAAAUACAUAUUUUCUCAUACCGAAGAGAAUUAUUCCUUGAGUUGCGAACAAUUGUAUUCAAUUUCACUUGGAGUGGCUCGUGGCAUUGAGUACUUGCACAAUGGAUGCAAUAUGAAAAUUCUACACUUUGACAUAAAGCCUCAUAACAUCCUUCUUGAUGAAAAUUUCAAUCCAAAAGUUUCUGAUUUUGGACUUGCUAGACUUUGUCCUACAGAUAAAAGCAUUGUGUCAUUAACUGCAGCAAGAGGAACCAUUGGAUACAUGGCCCCUGAACUAUUCUACCGAAAUGUCGGCACGAUAUCUUACAAAGCUGAUGUUUAUAGUUUUGGGAUGUUGUUAAUGGAGAUGGCAAAUAGAAGGAAGAACUUGGAUGUAUUGGCUGGUCAAUCUAGCCAGGUUUAUUUCCCUUUUUGGGUUUAUGAUCAGUUACAAGAUGGAAGAGAAAUAACAAUUGAGAAUGCUACAAAUCAUGAGAUGAAAUUGGCAAAGAAAAUGAUGAUAGUGGCUUUGUGGUGUAUUCAAGCGAAACCUAGUGAUCGUCCUCCAAUGGAUAAAGUGUUGGAGAUGCUUGAAGAAGAAGAUGAAGAUUUGCAAAUGCCUAAUCAGCCUGACCUUGAUGCACAAGACGUACGAGAUGAUAGAACUGGUAGUUCAUUGUAUUCCUCUGGUACAUUAGUAACUGAUUCCAAGGAACCAAUUUGAUCUGGUUUUGGUUAACAUGAGUCACAAAAAUUUGCAUCUAACUUUUUUGUUCUAAAUAUAUAAAUAUUACUAAUACGUACCAACACAUAUUCAUGGAUAAAACCAACAAAGAGUUAGAUAUGGAUUAAGGAUUAUUUUCUCUAUUUGCUUUUGUGAUAUCUUGUUAUGUUUUAAGGAUGCGUUGAAAACUUAUUUUUCUU